This is a messenger RNA of Mobula hypostoma (lesser devil ray), 1011 nucleotides long. RefSeq lists its product as uncharacterized. NCBI's taxonomy places the organism in Eukaryota, Metazoa, Chordata, Chondrichthyes, Myliobatiformes, Myliobatidae. Bases 336 to 923 code for a protein of 195 amino acids. The transcript has 4 exons. The record is from RefSeq and is a predicted model, not a curated record.
CCCAUAAUCUCUCUCUCACACACAAUCACACGAUCGUGGUACAGCCCGUAAUCCCACACACACACACCUGAUCGAGGUACAGCCCAUAAUCUCUCUUUCUCACACACACACAUAAUCACACUUGAUCAUGGUACAGCCCGUAAUCCCACACACACACACACUGAUCGAGAUACAACCCAUUAUCUCAACACACACACACACCCCUAAUUGAGGUAGAAUUUAUAAUCUCUCUCUCUCUCACACACACACACACACACACACCUGAUCGAGGUACAGUUCAUAAUCUCUCACACACACCUGAUCAGAGUACAGCCCAUAAUCAAUAACUCACAAACAUGAUGUACAGCCCAAACAUGCACAUGAUCGAGGUUCAGCCGGAAAUCGCACAUAUAAACACACUCAGACCUGAUCCAGGACUAAGGAACACCAUUUUAAGAUGUUUCGCAAACCUAUCGACCAUCAAAGUCAGCAGAUGGCAGACUGGUGAGUUCAGUUCUCCACUAAGAAGAGAGAAGCGUGGAAAGCAGAGGCCCUUAGACCCCCAUUCUUCCGGUAAGAUGGAGGCGCGUUUGGAUGCAGCAGCCUCUCCGGGGCCAACCAAAGGUGCUCUUGUCUUUUUUACGAGUUCCACACAAUGCCUCAGGUACUGCAGAUCUACCCCGUCAGCGAGCUGCUCAUUGCCAGGAGAGCUGGAUUUGGUGUGGACCAUGUUGCUACCUGCUACAGAAAGGCUUUGGAGUCAGCAUGCAAGGGCGAUGUGCCGUCUAACGGAAUUCUGCAGACGCUGGAAAUUCAAGCAACACACAUCAAAGUUGCUGGUGAACGCAGCAGGCCAGGCAGCAUCUCUGGGAAGAGGUGCAGUCGACAUUUCCGGCCGAGACCCUUCGUCAGGACUAACUGAAGGAAGAAUGUUCCAGGGUUGAGCGAAGAGCCAAUGAAAUGACAUCUGCUGUGGACCUGUUCUGCCAGAAGGUAAAUUGAAACAGAUCCAAGUUGCUUCCUAGGCAGGAA